AUGAACGUUUUAGAUUCUUUUAGUCAGUACAGAGAACAUUUUGAAAGAUUAGCAAAACAUUAUGAUAGGCAUAUUAAUAGAGAGAUAGUAAACGACAUCUGUUAAAUAAAAAAGCUUAAAAAGAAAUUGAAAAAAGAUUCAAGCAUGGUAUCAUCGGAUAGACUAAAGCUUCUGGAAAAUGAAAGUUACUUGUCGAUGAGACAUCUUCCUCCUUCAAACAUCGAGAAGCUGGAUAAGAUAUUUUUACAAGAAUGUGAUAGGAUAGUUCAGUAAAAAAAGAUGGAUACUGACGAUGACGAUGAUAGAGUGAUUCCUUUUGAUCCACUUCCUCUGGACAGAGUGUAGACAAACGCAUAAACUGAAACACCUAAAAGGGUUGCUAAAAGCUAAAUGAUGUGA
Molecule: messenger RNA, 399 nt
Organism: Stylonychia lemnae
Lineage: Eukaryota; Ciliophora; Spirotrichea; Sporadotrichida; Oxytrichidae
Source: the annotation of a GenBank genome assembly